UUCAUCAGGUACUGGGGGCGCGUCUGCGAAGUGGGAAGCGGGUUUCAAUUUCAAACCCAAACAGUCCGAGGGACGAGCCAGCCAGUGGAUUGUGGGAUAAGGCUACAACCAACUAGUUAGAGCGUUUAGCGGCAGAAUUUGUAACGUAACUCAAAGAUAAAUUUGGACAGUGUCGUUCCCAGCAGCCGUGGUUACAGUCCCCAGAUUCCGCGGAAAAAAAAGUCGCUCGCCGCGUCUUCGCUCCAGUUUUCCGCGCCUGGUUAAUUUGGAUGACAAACCGACGCUUGGCUUGUUUGCAGCAGGUGUUGACCAAUCCGGACACUGUGUCACAUUAAAACUACCACUGUGUUUUAAUUCAUUAUCUGACACAGCAAGCCAUUUCUGCAAGAAACAUGCCGAGGUCCAACAGGCAAAGAGAAUACAAACCUGGUGAUCUUGUGUUUGCUAAAAUGAAGGGGUAUCCACACUGGCCUGCGAGGAUUGAUGAGUUACCUGAAGGAGCCGUGAAGUCCCCUUCAAACAAGUACCAGGUGUUCUUUUUUGGGACGCAUGAGACGGCGUUCCUGGGGGCCAAGGAUUUGUGCCCGUAUGAGGAAAAUAAGGAGAAAUUUGGAAAAGCAAACAAAAGGAAAGGCUUCACUGAGGGACUCUGGGAGAUCGAGAACAACCCCACUGUCACACAUGAAGGCUAUGAGUCAUCGAAGAAGGACAACGUGUCAGAAGAAGCAGGGGACACAGGGAGUUCGGAGAAAGCAGGUGCCGAGGGCAGCAGUGAUGAAGAUGAAGGGGCCCUGGUCAUUGACGAGAAGAAUGAGAGGGGAGGAACUAAACGAAAAGCAGAGGAGUCCACAGAGACAUCACCCAAGCGGCCGAAGGAUACAGAGGCAGAAGGUGAUUCUGAAGUAGACCACAACAAGUCAAACACGGAGGCCAAGCUCAACGAUGUGGCUGGACCCAAGGCAACUGCUCCCUCCUCACAGAGCGAGUCAAAAGCAGAGGCCCAGGAAAACGCUCCAGCAGGAGGCCAGCUAACAGCAGAUAAGCCUGUGACAGACAGCGCUUAACAUCAACUCUCAGAAGAAAACCAAGAUUCGUUGAUGCUUUUCUCUGGAAUUUAAGCAUCAACACGAUUACCUGCAGGAUGCCAGAUUUCAACUGUUUAAUUAAUAGGAGAAUUUAAAAAAAAAACAAAAAAAAAACGAAGUGUUUAUAUUGAGAGACAAAUAAAUCCUCAUUUGCCAUUUUUGGGAUAUCAUAUAUCCCAGAAACAAAAAGUUUGCUAAUCUGAUUUCAAACAAUUGAACUGAGCACUUUAAGGCUCAUUUAUAAAUGGGAUUUUGGUGUGUAUAUAUUUUUUAUUUCUAAGUGCAAUUACACAAUUACAAAGACUGAAUGCUAGGUGUCAAAAACAUAUUUUUUUUUUUCAGUUUAGAGGGAAACACUGACUAUAUGGUAGAUAAAAAAGGAAAAACAUUUAAACCACACGAAAAAGAUAAAUACUCCCAUUUGAUGGUUUUAAAACGUAGAUAUUGUACAGGAAUAUGAACAAAAUUUCACCCAUGCUCUCAGCUUUAGGUCAUAGAUUAAAUGUUUUCCAUUUAUUUCACCUAGCUUGUCAGCCACAUCUUAAAUCAUAUAUUCAGUCAUUGGAUACAUGAUGAGUUGCACUUUGAAGUUUUUUUUUCUGCCCCAUUAAUCGUCUAGUUCACUGUAUGAUGUUUUUGUGCAACAAGGGUUUUGUUGCUUUGGUGUAGUGGAUGCUUCAUUACAGGUGACCAAAUUACAGGAUUAAUUUCACCAGAUUGAAUAAGUAACGCCCAUUUGAGAAAAACUAUUGUAGGAUUAAAACAGUUAAUUUGUAAUCCCCUCUGUAACUUUCUUAAGAUGAUGAUUGUUCGUUAUGGAAAGCCGAAAGACAUUCCUGAAUGUUGUUGUGUCAGAGCGAGGUCUUGAAACUUUGGAGGUGGAGGUGUGGCGUUGGCUGGGGGGGGGGGAUGGGGUUUCUGGAGAAAUUAUUUCAAACUAUUUCAAAUCCAUCAACUCAUAAUUUCACAUUAUUACAAGUUCUUAUUAAGCUCACAUUAACGCUGCCAUUGCUUGAUACUUGAGAUGUAAUUUGGAAGAACGCUUUUUUGCAUUUCAUUAAUUACCAAAUAUGUUACUUUUUCAAAUGUAUCGCUGACACUGUCAAUGCCAACAUAUGAUCUACAUGAAAUUGAAUUGUAAAUCAUAAAUGAAACAUUGAAAGAAGAAUCUACAGAGUGAACCAUCUGUAAAACUGUUUUCAGACGUUUUUUUUGUUUCUAACCCACUUAACUGGAAUAUGAGUCUGUUUUACUUCAGUCAAUGGUCUUAUUUUGGUUGUGAAACAAAGUUGUGAUGUUUAAAAGAUGUGUUUUAUUUCAGCAUUUGUUUAGACGACAUGUUCAAAAUGUGGUGUUUGUUAUUUUCCAGUAUAGGUAAUUUUUCAGGUUCAAAUGCCAGACCUGCUCACCAUUUACUUGGAUGUCAGUGUCAUUGCUUUAGUGUUCUUUCCUGUAUUUGGCAACAUGAAUCAAAUGUUGAACCCUAAGGGACAUCUCUGCUUUUAAAAGUGAAAAUAAUCUUGACUGCUUGGCCUAAAAUUGCUUAUGCCCACCUAUAAAAUACAUCUGACCAUCAAACCAUACAAUGGUCAAAGUGUUCCACUCAAGUCUGGAGUUAAUUCAAAGGAUAAAAUUUGGCAUUAAGGUGUAUUUCUUGGUUAAGCUUUCUCUUUUACUUUCGGAAGCUGUCAUUCAUCUUAAUCUGCUACUUAGUUUACUGUUGUAGUUGCCAGUCCAUUUAAUAAACAUGUUGAUUACA
This is a messenger RNA of Epinephelus fuscoguttatus (brown-marbled grouper), 2844 nucleotides long. Its product is annotated as hepatoma-derived growth factor-like. Gene Ontology annotation, biological process: regulation of transcription by RNA polymerase II. Gene Ontology annotation, molecular function: double-stranded DNA binding; transcription coregulator activity. Gene Ontology annotation, cellular component: nucleus. NCBI's taxonomy places the organism in Eukaryota, Metazoa, Chordata, Actinopteri, Perciformes, Serranidae. Bases 393 to 1064 code for a protein of 223 amino acids. The transcript is spliced from 6 exons. The record is from RefSeq and is a predicted model, not a curated record.